Molecule: messenger RNA, 1314 nt
Organism: Cadophora gregata
Lineage: Eukaryota; Fungi; Ascomycota; Leotiomycetes; Helotiales; Ploettnerulaceae
Exons: 2
Coding region: 1-1314 (437 amino acids)
Source: RefSeq, a predicted model, not a curated record
AUGAGUUACCACGGCCAUUACGACGAGGAGGACGAGCUCGACAUCCGAGUCCGUCGCGGGAGAGCAUCUCCCCAACCCGUUGUUUACCCCGAACAUCGCUACCGCCCAGCACCCCGCCCAUUCUACGAAAGCCACGGGAGCUCAUAUCUGGUACCAGCCGUCAGCAUAGGGGCAGGCGGCGUCCAUAGAUCACGAUCAACCGGCCAUCGCCGAACCUCUCCUCCAGCCGCGGCACCCCAAGCUCCCAUCGUGAUCAACAAUCGCAUCUACAAUGAUUAUGAGGACGAUGAUUACCUGGGCCUCGCUCCACCACAGCGCUCCCGCUCUCGCUCUCGAUCCAGACCAAACUCUUUCGUUCAAGACCCGAGAGAUCAAUAUGAAUUGGAGCGAGCGCGCAGAGAGCUCGAGUCUUACCGAGCAGUGCACACCCGAGACGAGUAUGAGAUGGACAGGUCUCGGCGCGAGCUCGAAGCCUACCGCCUCGCUAGGGACCAGCAAGAGAAAGAUAAAGUGCGCCGGGAACUCGAGGCGUACAGAGCGGUGCACACGCGCGAUGAGUAUGAGAUGGAGAAGACUCGUCGGGAGCUAGAACUGUAUAAGAUUGACAAGGAGCGCCAGAAGGAGGAAGACCGCCUGAGGAAGCAGGUCGCUGCCACGAAGGAGGAUAUCGAGCUGGAGAAGACCCGAAAGGAACUCCAAGAGUAUAAGGCGCAGAAGGAGAAGGAGGCUGAAGAGAAGCGCGUGAAGAAAGAGAUGGAAUUACAGCGUCUUAAAGACGAGAAGAAAGCUGAGGAGGAGAAGAAAAGGCUUAAGAAGGAGGCGGAUGCUGCAAUUGAGAAAUAUAAGAUUGAAGAGGCCGAAAAGGCUGCUAAGGCCAAGAAGGAGAAGGCGGAGAGGGAAGAGGAGUACCAGAGACGGCUCCAGGAAGAUUUGCGCAAGUCUGGAAUGGAUGAGAGGCAGAUUGCGGUGGUUCUCAAGAAAGACAAGGGUGUCGACCCAAACAGACCAACAUACACACGAAUGUCGCGCCGCCAUCUCUCCAUCGAGACGCUCAACCGGUACAGAAUCGACUACGAAUUUGACCAGGAUCCUGAUUAUGUCCUGAUCAAGCGCUGGGUGCCUGAAUACGAGCAGGAUUUCUUGUGGUCUCAUACUAGGGAGAUCAGAGAGCGCAGACAGCCUGUGCUGCUGUCUAUCGAGGGCAAGAAACACCACCAUCACGAGACUGAGUUCGAGUUCGUACGCAAGAAGAAGCACGAGAGAAAGCCUUCGCCAUCUCCACUGUUGACUUUCUUGGCUGGCGGAAAACGGUAG